Molecule: messenger RNA, 788 nt
Organism: Amorphotheca resinae ATCC 22711
Lineage: Eukaryota; Fungi; Ascomycota; Leotiomycetes; Helotiales; Amorphothecaceae
Exons: 1
Coding region: 73-630 (185 amino acids)
Source: RefSeq, a predicted model, not a curated record
CGCGCUGUUCAUUGGCUGGAAGUCAGAUGUGGUGGGCUAGCGUCGUCCUGUAUAUUUCCAUGAGCAGGGCAUAUGUCUUUAUGCAAGUACUUUAUGUACCUUCCCCCCUUGUAUACGCGAUGCACAACUGCACAACUGCACAACUACCGUACCCGCGCUAUCCACGAUCAAAGUGCUCUUCCCAGACUGCCCCCCACGCGCUCAUCCAUCCAUGGAAUUGAUUCCAUCCCAUCCACCAUCCAUACUUCACUCAAAUCUGCAAUGCCAUGGGCGCCCAAAGCGGACCCCUCCGCCCUCCCGAUCAGACCAUCAGCACUGUAUCUUCGUACUCCACUCCUCCCUCUCCACCAUUCCCAACUCUUAUCUGCCCAUUUCCAGCCAACCGCUGCAUCAAUAAGACCUCCGAGGUACAUGUCCCUAUCUACAAGACAAUGGUCCCCCCUUUCAUAUCUUCCCACAAUCUCCCUCUUGUCUCUCCGUCCGGCUUGUCUCGGAUGGCGUCGGAUACACCCAGCCCUCUCUGUCUGCUGUGCGUCUAGCGCUCGUCGUGUGAUUGGAUGCCAGGACUGGACGUCUUGGGAUGAAUGCGGGGAGAGCGCCAGGGAAGGGGAGGUAGGUGCGGGUGCAUGAUUCGCUGUGAACUCGAGUGGGUUCAUAACAACACCUUUCUUCUGUUGUUGUUUAUUUCCUUUCUUUGCCCGCCCGCCACGCUGGUAUCUCUUCUCAUUUGCUCACGAGAGAUGACAGGAGUCAGGUUGACCCGUGUGAGGUGGCAUCGGGCGCUGACA